Molecule: messenger RNA, 1245 nt
Organism: Pogonomyrmex barbatus (red harvester ant)
Lineage: Eukaryota; Metazoa; Arthropoda; Insecta; Hymenoptera; Formicidae
Product: prostatic acid phosphatase
Biological process (GO): dephosphorylation
Molecular function (GO): phosphatase activity
Source: RefSeq, a predicted model, not a curated record
GUCAUAAGGGAACACGAGGUAAUAAGACAUGGAGAGAGGGCACCUGUGGACACCUAUCCAAACGAUCCUCAUAUCAACGACACUAUGGAACCAUAUGGCUGGGGUCAGCUAACAAAUGAGGGAAGGAAGAAUCAAUAUAAUCAAGGAUUAUUUCUACGAAAGCGUUACGGUGACUUCCUAGGCUCGUCGUACAAUCCUGAUAUAUUCUAUCUGCAGACCACCGCUGUAGAUCGCACAAAAAUGUCAGGUAUGGUGGAGGCUGCUGCUCUAUGGAAACCCAGCGAGAAGCAGAUGUUCAAAUCUGAUGUUCUUUGGCAGCCAGUUACAUUGUUCUACCAGGAACGUCAAGAUGACACGCUUAUGUUAGUGUGGAACACAUGUCCGAGGUACACACAGAUACGCUCUUCGGCAAACGACUUGCCGGAAAUUCAAAAGGUGCACGAGGACAACAAGCAAUUGUUCGCAGAGCUUUCGAACUUCACAGGCCUGUCGAUCACGACUGUUGAUGACGUUAGUUCAAUAUAUGCCACAUUGACAGCAGAGAAGCACAUGAAUUUGGACUUACCAGAGUGGACAAAGAACUACUAUCCCGAUAAAUUUAUCCCCUUGACUUUGCUCGAAUUACAGCUUAAUACAUACAACGACGAAUUUCGCAGGUUGAAAGGUGGUCCUAUGUUGAAGAAAAUCAUCAAUGACAUGCUGGCGAAGAAGGAAGGUGUCUUACAGCCUGAAAAGAGGAAAAUGUUUAUGUAUAUCGGUCAUGAUAGCACCAUUGUUACUUUGCUGGAUACAAUGCAUAUUUGGUACAAUCAGAUGCCUCACUACAACAUCAUGACGAUGAUAGAGUUGCACGAAGACGAGGAUGAAUGGAACGUUCAGGUAUUUCUAAGAAAUACAACAACACGCGAGCCGUAUCCGAUGACGAUACCCGGAUGCACCGUUGUAUGCCGGCUCGACAAAUUUAUAAAAAUCCUGAAGCCAAUGAUACCAGAUAACUGGGAAGAAGAAUGCAAAGUUGAUAGUAAUUAUACAACUCCACUUCCACCGCCUGCAUAAUUAUAGAAUUGACUCUACUGACUAUAUAUUGUUUUUUUAUUCAAAUAAUUUUUUAUAUUUACAUUGUAAAUAAUUAUUUAUAUCAUAGAUGUCAGAAGUUUUUCAUCUCGCAUAUCUUCACGUCAUUGUUCUCGAAAAUCCAAUUUAUUAAGAAGCAUAGUUAUCAUUUUAUUAAAAAGUAUAACUGAA